AUGUUGGCUCUCAACUCGACCCGUCAAACCCUCUUCCGUGGAGCACGCACGCUCUCGACCUCCGCGGUCCGCAACGAUCUCGCUCGCAUGCAGGUGCUCGGCCGUCUCGCGGCAGACCCGGAACUCAAGUCGACCAAGAACGGCAAGGACUACGUCCGAUACACGGUCGCCACGAGCGAUCCCCCCACUGGACCCGCAGAGGAUGGAGAGCGCGCCCCCACUACCACGUCCUACCACCGCUUCUACGUUUUUGGCGACCGCGGCGUCGACAGGAUGAGGAACAUCAAGAAGGGCUACCGCGUGCUGGUGGACGCCGAGUUCAGGAUCGAGAGGACCCCCGCUGAGGGAGAGCAGCCUGCACGAGAGACGCUGUUGGCUCUGCACCGCGGCAUCCAGGUCAUCUCCAAGCCCAAGGAGGCUGGCGAGGCCUAA
This is a messenger RNA of Kalmanozyma brasiliensis GHG001, 432 nucleotides long. RefSeq names its product Primosome PriB/single-strand DNA-binding. The record is from RefSeq and is a predicted model, not a curated record. Bases 1 to 432 code for a protein of 143 amino acids. The transcript is spliced from 2 exons. Lineage: Eukaryota; Fungi; Basidiomycota; Ustilaginomycetes; Ustilaginales. Gene Ontology annotation, molecular function: single-stranded DNA binding.